AUGCUCGAGGAGGAUUGCUCGUCGUCUUUCCUUCCCUCGAAGAUGCUCGGAGCCGAAGAAGCCGUGAUGUUCAUCUUCGCCGUGGUCGUCAUGGUCUUGGUGAAGCGGUGGAGACGCGGUGGCCGGUUCCUUGAAGACCGAGUUUGUGACGAGAACGACGCUGAUGAGGAUGCGGAAGACGAAGAAGAUGCCGCCGCCGCCGCCGCCGCGCAAGAGGCUGCAGAGGAGAACGAGCGCGUGAUCACAUUGGAGGAAGAGAAUUCGACACUGCGGUCGUUGAACGAUCGUCUUGAUGGGGAGGUAUCGGCGCUUCGGGACCAGCGCGAGCUCGCAGAGAGGGACCAUGCCCAGGAGCUUCAGUUGCUUGAGGGUGUCCACCAAGAGGUUUUGGGCCAACUCGAUGAAGAGCAGCGACAGCGUAUCGUCUUCGAAGGGGCCGUGGAAGCUCAGCGGGAGGCGCACAGGAACCAGGUCGCGGCAAUGCAGCGGAGGCGACAGGCAGAACUGGCUUCCGAGCGCCAGCAGCAUCAGGAGAACCUGGAUCAAGCGCACGAGCUGCUCGCCACCAGAAACAGGGACAAUGAGGUGUUGGUGGAACAAGCUGCAGCCGCAGAGCGCACUUUCGAGGAAAUGCGCAGGUGCGUGUACUAUAGUAGUGCCUCAACUCGUCGUUCACAUGCAAAGUGCCAUGCAUGGACAACAGCACUCGGUCGAGACUCUUUGCUCCUGUGCCGUAACCUCUCAUUCUCUGCCCUCGUUGCGCUCCACCGCAACAAUAGGGAACGACAGGCGGCGGCGAUGGCGGCAACGCAGCUGCAGGAAGAACAGCAGCUGGCUGCCGUCCGCCUGAGCGAGGAGAACCAGGCCAGGCUAGCUGCAGUGCGCGAGGAGCUGGCUACCAGUGACAACGAGAAGGCCGUAUGGACGCAACGGGCUACGGUCGCCGAGCGUCGGGUUGACGAGAUGCGAAGGUGGGUGUGUUCAUGUCCCGAUCACCGUCGUUUACGAAUUUUUAGCGUCACGCGUAGAAACCAGAACUCGGUCGAGAUUCCUUGCUCCUGUGCCACAGCCCCCCUCGAUUGCCCUUACAUCGCCUUCGUUCUCCACCGCAACAACAGGGAGCGAGAGGCGGCGGCGAUGGCGGCAACGCAGCUGCAGGAAGAACAGCAGCUAGCUGCUGUCUGCCUGAGCGAGCAGGACCAGGCCAGGCUGGCUGCAGUGCGCGAGGAGCUGGCUACCAGCGACAACGAGAAGGCCGUGUGGACGCAACGGGCUACGGUCGCCGAGCAUCAGGUUGAAGACAUGCGCAGGAGGACAGCGGAAGCGGCAGGUCAGAGGGAAGCGCCGACGUUCAAUGCGGAUGUAAACGAGACUUCUGCGACUUCGAGCAAAGUCCAGCAACACCGACUGGCCGGCUACGAAAAGAUGGCCACCCACACCAAGCCACUGAUCGAGGGCGUCCAGGCGUGGAGCGACAAAUCGGUGAUCAUCACCAUCGACAACUGCGGGAACUGCUAUCAGAGCAGUUGGUUUCUAGUGACCAUUCUGUGGGCUGUCCAGUGCCCGCAACGACUCCGGGAGCUGAUCAUCAAGCUCCUGCGCGGGUACGCCCAGGAUGGGGCAUUGGUUCACGUUCCGCCGCACUACCAGCGGUACGUCGAGGCCGUGUUCCUUUUCCUCAUGACCACGCAGAAGUGCUGGGGGUACCACACCAGCUUCCCCGAGAACGACGACGGUGGCGACGACUUCGGCAUCCAGCAGGCUGUACGCAUCGUCCAGAUACUCAAGGACGUGAGCGGUUUGGCAACGGGGACCGUAGAGGGAGGAUGCAACGAGGACUCCCUGGGGCUUCAUCUAAAACGGGGGAUGGCCAUCGUGGCUCGCGCGUUCGACGUGUCGUGGGCUAACCGCAACGGCUUCUCGGACAUGGACAUCGUGGCCACCCUCCACCAGUCCAUGGAGUUCGAUGUUGGGCUCCAGCUUACCCUGAUGAAAAGCGCCCAAGAAGCCGUGGGAGGCGCCCACCACCCCCCCUCCACGCUGCCGCCUUACGUGCCGCAAGAUAUCAUGCGCCCUGCCUGUAGCUUGGGCUACAUUGUCGGGAUGGCGAUGGACGACAAGGGCAACAACGGCCACUCAAACAGGACAGACCUGACGGACACGUACGCUAGUAUUGCGACCGAAGCGGCGGAGGCCCAGGGUCGCCCGAAUCACACCAGCAUCGCCGGCAUUUUGGUGUGGAAGGCCUCUUGCCCGCACUACAACGUGCACGUUCAGUCCGGGGCGCUGGCCAACGCCCUCGCCUCCACGUUCGGCUUAGACCUGAGCGAAGGCGACGCUGUCGCCUCUGCUGAGCUUCGGGAGGGCUCUCGCUGGCAGCGAGAGAACGCGAUGGGCAUCGAUGGUGCAAUCGACCCCGACGAGCUAGCGCUGCUCAUAGCGGAGGCACGGAAGGUGGAAGCCACCGCGUCGAACCCACAGGACAGCUACGCCGCCCCCGCCGCCGCCGCAUCGUCGCCAGCUCCUCUUGCAGCCGCGAACCGUAACGACGCGCAGUGGACGCUGCCGGGGACCAACGGCGGCGUCAAUGCAUCUUCAGAACGAUGGGAGACGAGCAACAGGAAGAAGAAGAAGAAGAAGAAGAAGAAGAAGAAGAAGAAGAACGGCGCCCAGGAGCAGCAGGCACGCAGGAGCACAAGGCCACCGUGAAGCCCUUGAAGAGGGGCUGCACGGCCUUGGUUUUGCUUGGUGGGUGCGCGAUCGCGAGAUCGCGUUUAGAUUGUCUCAAAUGAAUUUUCCACACUGGCCCGAACACAAAUACUUUCAGUAUUCGGCCUAUCUCUCUUAUCAUGAAUACUCCACGUGGGAGAUUCAUGACAAGCCGACAGCUCACGUCACUGGCAACAGUGAUAUUGGUGUGUUCUACAACUGCAACACGAACUGACACAGCCAACGGUGAUCGGAGAGGUGUUAUGAGCUUAAGGGUUCUUUUUCCAUGUCAGCCGGAAGACUAAAAAAGACAACAGAAAAUAUCGGGUACUACUGUUAGGGGUGCCGAUCGGGCCGAUUUUGGCGGCAAAAAAGUGAACGGUCUAUUCGAGGAUUUUCGGAAAAAAGGGGGGGGCACGCGCAUUGUUGGUUCUCAGCCUGCUCUUGAAAUCAUACCGAUCAAAGUAUACUUUAUCCUCCGUAUGUUUGUUCAAGAGUCCCUGCGUCCAGGCAGCGAUGUGGCUCUUCAUACGUUACACACAUCUGGAGACAGGUCAUCUACACGUGACUGCGGGUUCGUUUUCUACUGACGUUCAAAGGGCGGGCGAACAACGCAGAUCACCCUACGAAAUUCGGUUUGAAGGCUCACGCUCGUGGCCGCGUUUGGUGAUCGUAGAAGAGCGGAUCGGCAGCGCACAGCGUCGGGUUUUCAGCGACACAACGCAAGAAACCG
Messenger RNA from Ectocarpus sp. CCAP 1310/34, 3442 nucleotides. The record is from the annotation of a GenBank genome assembly. NCBI's taxonomy places the organism in Eukaryota, Phaeophyceae, Ectocarpales, Ectocarpaceae.